AUGGGCUGCAAAGGGUCCAAGAGACCCGCCGGUCCCCGGCCAGAAGGUGCCGGCCAGGUUGGACAGGGGACCUCCCAAAGCACGGUGGCCACUGAAGCUGACAAGGCCGCCGUAGAUGGGAAGUUUGCCGCCAAUGCCAAGCCGGCACUGACGGCAGCUGCCCCGAUCCGAUCCGCGCGAGGCGUGUCAGAAGUGAAGACUUAUUCCGCGGAGCAGCAGGCAGCUGCAGGCAAGAUUGGCGCUGCUGUCAGGGGCAGUGCCACCCGCUGGGAGGUGAAGCAAGAGUACCACGAGAUCCGACGCCGUCCGGAGGGCAGACCGCUUCAGCCCAUCGAGCUUGGGUUUGCGGAUUAUGCGCAAAAGAAGCCGUCGAUGCCAUCCGUACCAGACCACCUUCGCUUCCGGGUGCGGGAUGUCACGAAGCAGCGAGUGCUUGCGCAGCUGGGCAACGACGAGGGACUGGGUUCAUUCAGCACCUUCGAGAUGAUGGCGGCUCGCCUUUUGGAGAAGGUGGCUGCAAGUGGAAAGCUACCGCCCGGCCCCGCCAAGCAGAUGGCCUCCACCCACCUCUUCAAUGGGGAGGAGGUCAAAGCGGACGCUGAGGACUCCUUGGCCAAACGUCAGGACACCUACCUGCUCGGCAAGUUCCAAAUUGUUGCGGUUCCAGUCGUUGCGGACUACGAUGCAGCCUUCGAUGUGCUGCAGGUGGAAAGCAAUUCGAAGCAAACUGCGAAGCCGGACGCGCCAAGCCGGGAUUGCGAUGGUCCUGAGGGCUUCAACGGUUGGUUUUGGGUCUUGCACAGCGCCGCGCCCAACAUCGGCGAGAGUGCGCUUGCGGAAGACUUUCUUUCGUACUCGGUGGAGGAGGUGCAAGACAACGAUCGACCUCUCAGGAUAGACUCGGUCCAAUCACAGGCAUCAACGUCCUCCACCUCCAGGUGUUGUUGGAAAGAUCGACCAAUGCGCACUUGUCGACGGCUGAACGAAGACCUCUACAUCGCAGACAUUGCCCGCCUCUGGAGAAAUGCUCUUCUUGCGAUGAAGAUCCUUGAGGUCGAGGAUGCGAUCCUGUUUCCCUUCGGAAUGGGCGCGUUCCUCCGGCACUUGAACUUGAACGAUGAUAGGUACGAGGAUCCAGCACGCUUGCAUAUGUUGAAGCGCCGGAUAGCUGCCGAGCUGAUGAAUGCGAUCGUCGAUAUUUGCACUCCGCCCGGCUCCGGAAAGUCCAAGGCGGUCUCCAAAGCUGGGCCGCAGCGAGUGCACCUGUGUUUGGUCUGUGUGAAUCCCGAGAGCAUCGAUAAUCACAACUGUUUCGUUGAGGCAGCAGCUGACAAAGCUCAGCAAUGCCCGCAGCUGAAGAAGAUCCUUCAGCUGCGCCAAAAUGUGGACUCCCUUCAGCUGGCCCAUGAGCUCAGCCACAGAGGUCAGCUCAAGGUGGCUUUGCUGAACGGCGCCAACAGGAAGCUUUGUGGAAAUCACUGGUUUCAGAGUGGCGCGCGGUUUGCCAUCGAUGAAAACUUGCACCGCCGCUCAGCGUCUUUGUCCAGGGCAUCUCUUCUGGUGAACUUUGAUACCGAGCCCAGGCCAAGGCGGAGCUCGCAGCUGGAAGAGACCAUCAGGUUCUUUGGAGGACGUGUGGUGAACCUGGCACAGACCGGGGCAAAGGAGAAAGCCACAAAUGCGAAGCCGGAGCCCUUGGGCAACGAGAAGGUCGAGCCUAAAGGUGGCAAGGACACAGCGGCGCCAGUUGCAAAGGCAAAAGCAAAGAAACCAUUUUGCCUCUGCUGUGGUGGCAGCAAGAGUGCACAGAAACCGGCGGCAAAAAAGGCUGGCAAGGACAGUGGCGCAGCUCGCUAG
Messenger RNA from Effrenium voratum, 1857 nucleotides. Lineage: Eukaryota; Dinophyceae; Suessiales; Symbiodiniaceae. The record is from the annotation of a GenBank genome assembly.